Venustampulla echinocandica is the source of this 1956-nucleotide messenger RNA. Its product is annotated as putative Glutamyl-tRNA(Gln) amidotransferase subunit A. The record is from RefSeq and is a predicted model, not a curated record. Lineage: Eukaryota; Fungi; Ascomycota; Leotiomycetes; Helotiales; Pleuroascaceae. The transcript is spliced from 4 exons. Bases 1 to 1956 code for a protein of 651 amino acids.
AUGGCUCCCAAGUUCCUCCGCACUGUUUUCGCCGCUCUGGUGCUUGUUGCCUCAACCACCGCUGAGAUCUCGGAGUCGGGCAAGACAGUUAUUGUCAAUGGCAUUGCCUACUAUGCUGCUCCUGAGGCCGUAUCCAUUAUUGAUGCUACUCCGGAUAUGCUGAAGCAUGCAUCGACAACUGGAGUUGACCUGAUCCCACUGACGGUCUUUGCGGAUUCAUCCAGAUCCUUCACCACUGAAGUUUUCAGAUCUCUCGUCGCAAACUACACCGCCACUGACGAUGUGUUCAAUACCGGGUUUCUGCAAGCGAUCUACCUCAAGCAUGUCGGCUCCUCCCCGGCAACAGUGAAGUACCCCCUCGGUGCAGCCCUCACUCAAUACGGUACAAAGCUUUUCAUGCCGGCUCGCGCGUAUACCUCCUCGGUCAAAAGCCAAGGGCAAACCUUCACUGGAUGGCGUACCGAAAUUCCUGCAGGACCAUACUUCAUGUCCCCACGAACUGGAAACGUCUACCAAGCAUAUAGACUCUACUCGGACGAACAAGGUGCUUUCACCGAAGGGUUGAAGCCGAACGCCGAUGGAAGUUACUCCGUGCUGAGUGCCGCAGUUCCAGGAGAUCACUCACCGACGAUUGGCGUCCCUUCCAGGCUAUACUACACCAAAACGGCAGAUAAGCCUCUUGCAGGAGUUAGACUUGGAGUGAAAGAUAUCUACGACAUCAAGGGCGUCAAAACCGGUAAUGGAAACAGAGCAUACUACGAUCUCUACCCACCGCGCGCAGCCACGUGCCCUGCAGUCCAGCGCCUAAUCGACGCUGGCGCUGUGAUCAUUGGUAAAAUGAAGACGUCCCAAUUCGCAAACGGCGAAAGUCCCACUGCCGAUUGGGUUGACUAUCAUUGUCCCUUCAACGCUCGCGGAGACGGAUAUCAAGACCCCUCCUCUUCUUCCUCCGGCCCAGGAGCAGGAAUCGGUGCUUAUUCAUGGCUCGACAUCGGGUUGGGUUCCGACACAGGUGGUUCCAUCCGGGGUCCAUCAGGGUCGAACGGAUGCUACGGAAACCGUCCCUCCCACGGUCUCGUCACCCUCGACGGGGUGAUGCCGCUUUCCCCUGCCCUUGAUACCGCCGGAUUCCUCACACGUGAUCCAAUCCUCUGGCACGCAGCUUCAAAAGCUCUCUAUGGCACAAACAUCACAUCUGACUUCCCCUCGCUGCCAAAGAAGAUCCUUACUUCUGGAUUUCCCACCACGGCACGAACAGAAGCUCAAACCAUUCUCUUAGACUUCCUCUCCAAACUCCAGGAUUUCUUGAAAGCCCCCGCCCCAACAGCAAUUGUUCCCGCCACGCUCUGGGCCGCUUCCCCACCAGCAGAGGCAGGCAAUGCCUCACUCUCCAAUCUCUUAAACCUUGCGUACCCAACAGUCAUCUCACAACAACAAUACAAUCUGCUUACUCUCCCAUUCUACGCCGAUUACGCAGCGGCCCACAACGGCAAACGACCAUUUGUCAACCCAACACCAUUGAUUAGAUGGGCGUUUGGGCAGGUUAAUAUGACUGCUGAUGCAACGGAGAGCGCUUUGAGGAAUGCUACCAUUUUCAGGACGUGGUGGGAGAAGGAAGUCAUUGUGCCAAGUAAGGAAAGUUGCAGCGAGAGUAUUUUGGUUUACACUCAGUCCAGUGGAAACCCCAGUUACAGAAAUAUUUACGGAGGUCAACCAGGAAUUCCAACAGGAAUUAGUGUUGGAAGACUAUCUGGCUUCGCCGAGGAGCCGGACAUGGUAUUCCCUAUUGGACAAGCCUCAUACAACUCUACUAUUACUCUCCAAGAAGAAGUGCUACCUGUUGCUGUUAGUAUCGUCGCGGCAAAGGGAUGCGAUGGCAUGAUCUUCACCUUGGCAGAGAAGCUUUUAGCAGCUGGCAUCUUGAAAAUCCCAAAGACUGGAAGUGUAACAUUUUAA